AUGGCAAGCGUGUAUGGCUGCGCAUUUGUUACCGUCAUCGCCGCCAAUGCUGGAGAUUGCAGUAACGGCUUCUUUCAACGGUCCAUGGACAACAGCGGGGUCGUAGGCAAUCGAAAACACACCUUGAGUUUCUUCAAAUCCAGAGACGAGAUCAUCUCAUUCCAGGACGAGCCCAUCAAUGCCCGGGCUUGGACCCUCCAGGAACUGGGGCUCUCCCCACGCCGCCUUGUGUUCUCAACCAGUCGAACAGUUUUCACGUGCUCCCAGGAUUUGAAAACUGGUCAAGAACGCAACCUUUUCGGGAAGAGAAUUUGGGUUGGGCUCAAACCGGUUGUAGAUCUGGGCGAAUGGGGUCUGGUCGUGGAGAACUACAGCUCCCGGAACCUCACACAUUCCGAAGACAAGCUUGCGGCCCUCGCAGGGCUUGCUGAGAAGUUCCAUCACGCUUCCGGUGGCGAGCUCGGGAAGUAUGUAGCAGGUCUCUGGGAAGCGGACCUGCCUCAACAGCUUCUCUGGCGUCGUCGGAACCCAUUCAACCGCUACCAGAAAGCUGCCAAGAACGAGAGACCCGAAGAGUGGAGGGCGCCGACAUGGUCUUGGGCCUCCUUGGAUGGUAACAUCGACUACACGUUGAACGCCUUGGGAGUUAAAAGAUUCGACAGGGCAAUCGUGAUGUCAGUGGAUGCUCCACCAGCGUCAGAAGAGAAUGUGUUCGGAAAGGUAACCAGCGGCCAACUCACCAUCCGUGGCCCAAGUCUGGCGUCACGAACGGCGGAAGGACUCGAAAUCGGCCCCGUGCCGAACGAAGAAGGUCCAUCCACAUUGACCCGUAGAGGUCAAGAAUUCGUGACUGUCCAAUUCGACAUAGAAAGUGACGUGGACAAACUCAGUGAAUCGAAAACAGAACUACACUUUCUCGCCAUGAUCAACAGUCCCAAAGAGACGUAUGGUUUGGUCUUGAAAAGAAUGGGAGGGGACAAGUUUCAGAGAGUUGGUCUUUUCGUACCAAAGAACAGCUCCCAGUGGCUUCAGGAAAGCGAAACGGCUGUCUAUACUAUCGUCUAG
Messenger RNA from Colletotrichum higginsianum IMI 349063, 1065 nucleotides. RefSeq names its product Heterokaryon incompatibility protein. The coding region runs from base 1 to 1065 and encodes 354 amino acids. The record is from RefSeq and is a predicted model, not a curated record. Lineage: Eukaryota; Fungi; Ascomycota; Sordariomycetes; Glomerellales; Glomerellaceae. The transcript has a single exon.